GGGACAUCCUACUACAGAUUCACCAUGGGGGCUGCAGGUAUAAUAGUGGAGGUGGUCUCAGAGCCAGCACCACACGUUGGUCUUCAGUCCAACAGACAUCACUAGACUACUGAAGAGAGACAGUUGGAUCCAGUCUGUGGUAAGACCAGAUUAUUUACGAGCCAGGAGGAACCACUGAUAACACCACCAGUCAGGAUGAGUUCCCUGACUUCUGACCCUAACCAGACAGAGAACAUCGACACCAUUAUCCGACCCCCUUACUUCUUCAUCAGUGGUUUCAUAGACAUCCCCCACAUUAAGUACUAUUACGUCUUCCUCUGCUUCGUAUACAUCGUCUCUCUGGUGGGCAACACCUUCGUCAUGAUGGUUAUCUACGUGGACAGCAGUCUCCACAGCCCCAAGUACAUUGCUGUGUUCAACCUGGCCUUCGCAGACGUGUGUGAGAGCACAGCCCUGGUCCCCAAGCUCCUGGAUACGUUCCUGUUCAGCAGACAGCUCAUCUCCUACAACCAGUGCCUCACUAGCCUCUUCUUCAUCUUCCUCUUCCUCAGCAUGCAGUCCUUUAACCUCACCAUCCUCUCCUACGACAGACUGGUGGCCAUCUGCUGCCCGCUCAGGUACCACAUGAUGGUGACUCACAGGUCCAUGCUCCAGCUGACAGGUGCUGCCUGGGCCCUUGCUGUGUUCAUGGUGUUGCUGGCUGUGUGCCUCAUCACCCGACUCUCCUUCUGUAGGUCUCUGGUGAUCAACAGCUACUUCUGUGACCACGGUCCCCUGUUCCGUCUGGCGGCCCCCUGUUCUGAUGUGGUCCCUAACAUAGUGAUGUCUUAUCUCAACCCCUGUAUAGUCCUCUAUCUCCCCAUGGUAUUCAUCGUAUCAUCCUACAUCUGUAUCACACAUGCCCUGUUCACCAUCACACAGCCCCAGGACAGAAUCAGAGCCGUGAAGACGUGCACCUCACACCUGAUACUCGUAGCCAUAUUCUACCUGCCUAUUAAUUUCACCUUCCUCCUUCACCCAAUCAUACCAACCAACGCCCGGAUCAUCAACCUCUCCCUGACCUCGGUGCUGCCACCCAUGCUCAACCCAAUCAUAUAUGUUCUGAAGACAGAGGAGUUUAAGGAAUCGGCCAAGAAGCUGCUUAGUACAAGAGGAGCCCAGAGAGCUGUGGCGCCGGUCCAAUCAACAUGAAGUGUUCAACUUUAUUUAUAUAUCUAUUUGACUUGUUUUUUAUUGAUAUUCUGUGUAAGAUAGUGUAUCUGCCAAUGUGAAUAAUUGUUGCUUCACUUAAAUGAGAAAUAUUUUUUUUCAUCCAAAUGAA
Messenger RNA from Coregonus clupeaformis (lake whitefish), 1321 nucleotides. RefSeq names its product olfactory receptor 1500-like. NCBI's taxonomy places the organism in Eukaryota, Metazoa, Chordata, Actinopteri, Salmoniformes, Salmonidae. The transcript has 7 exons. Gene Ontology annotation, molecular function: G protein-coupled receptor activity; olfactory receptor activity. Gene Ontology annotation, cellular component: membrane. The coding region runs from base 196 to 1191 and encodes 331 amino acids. The record is from RefSeq and is a predicted model, not a curated record. Gene Ontology annotation, biological process: G protein-coupled receptor signaling pathway.